UUCUGUAAGCAAGCUAGAUUAUUUUUAGGCUUUUUAGUGUGACUGGUUAUGGUUGGGUGCGUCCCUGCCAGUGAGAGGGAUUCUUCAUGGAAGUUUCAGUUGAAAGGGAGGCAGAAGCAGGAUGAGGAGAGCGAACAGAUAUUUAUAGAUCCAAUGGAUUACAGGGAAGAUAUCGGAAGUGGAGAAAAGCUGACUGAUUUCCUUGUAGAUCUUCAGAACGAAAUAGCCGUAGUUGUAUGGUACAUAAAUGACUAUGGUCAUUGGUAUGUAAAUCGAAUAAAUCAUGAGGUCAGAGGAGCUCUUAUGAACAUUAUUUCUCAAAAUUACCCAGAUGUUAUCUACCAUGAAGUGGAUAUGUCUGAGUAUAACCUGAACUCACCCACUUAUGAAGACUUGGCUUAUGAUAUAGGAAUCGAUAUUAAGAUGCUCUACGAUUCUCCCAUUGUGCUCAUAGUUGAUGGUGAGAGUGGAGAAGCUUAUACAUCAGAUAAAGGAUCAAUGGCUUUAGUUAAAAUGGUUGAUAUGUAUCUUCAAAAAGCAGAAUACCACCAAUUUGGAGUAGAUAGUGAACUAUCAGAUCUAGACAAUGUGAUAUACCAAGUUUCAAGAUUUCCUGUUCCAAGCGUAAUCGAGCUAGAGGAGCAAUAUAAAACCAUCCAUUCACACAAAAAUGCCAAAAAAGAUAGCCAUCCUAAAAACCAAGAAAUCCCAAAACCAGAAAUCCCACAUCAACAAAAUCCUAUCAAUACAUUCAAAGAAGAUCAUAAAACCCCAUCACCCCCAUCCCCAUCUCCACCCCUUCAGUCCCAACCCCCAGUAUCCACCUCUCCAAGCCCCUCCGAAGAUCCUGACCUAAUCUCCUUAGAACUAUACUCCCCUCCCUUCGCCCCUUCCUACUCCUACACACCCCUCGCUGCAGCUCCUCCACCACCCCCUCCAGCUCAUCCCACCCUUCCGCCGUACACACAGCAGUUCCAGAUUCCCUCUGGUACCACACAGAAGUCUGAAAUGGUCCAAAAUCCGGUAAACUCUCAGAAGAAUAAGUAUCAAGAAGAGGGAGAAGGGAUGCCGCCAAGGAAUACAUACACCUACCCACCAGAAUCAGACCCAGAAUCCUCCCCAGUCAUCACCACUAACCCAGAGGACACUAUCUUCAGAGAUCCUACAGAAGACUUCUAUUGGUAAAUUUCAAUAUGGG
Molecule: messenger RNA, 1198 nt
Organism: Moneuplotes crassus
Lineage: Eukaryota; Ciliophora; Spirotrichea; Euplotida; Euplotidae
Source: the annotation of a GenBank genome assembly